Molecule: messenger RNA, 1867 nt
Organism: Trichomycterus rosablanca
Lineage: Eukaryota; Metazoa; Chordata; Actinopteri; Siluriformes; Trichomycteridae
Product: T-cell differentiation antigen CD6-like
Exons: 11
Coding region: 1-1734 (577 amino acids)
Biological process (GO): zymogen activation
Cellular component (GO): plasma membrane
Molecular function (GO): serine-type endopeptidase activity
Source: RefSeq, a predicted model, not a curated record
AUGAAGUUUCGUUCGACUCUUCCAGUGAUGGAGGCCUUUAAGAUCCUCUUAGUGCUUCAAGCUGUAGCCUUCUGUCAAGGUAAACUGUACAUACACACAGCCUCAGAGCCAUGUUCCUGGGCUGUGGCGUCUGCAGAAGAAAAUCUUAGCUUGCCCAUCUUUACAGACCAGUCUCUGUAUAACCUUGCUGCGCAGAUCUGUCAGGCUUCGGGGUGUGGAGAGGUCUACGAGCUACAUAAGAGUAGUGCACCCAGCAAUGCAAGCUGUCUUACCAACUGCAUCUACCACAACAAAGAACUGAUCAACUGCAGCCAGACUUUAGAAAAAAACUGUAGCAUUCUGUCUGAGGUUGUGUGUGGUAACCACCAGGUCCGAUUAGUUGGAGGAGGUUACCAUCACUGUGCUGGGCGGGUGGAGCUGUGGCAUGCUGGACAGUGGGGCACAGUGUGUGAUGACGAGUGGGAUAAACAGGAUGCAGACGUGAUGUGUGCACAGCAUGGCUGUGGAUAUGCUCUGUCAGUUACGGGACAGGAAGGUCCUUAUAGCCAUGGGAAGGGCCCCAUUCUAAUGGAUGAGCUCAACUGUACAGGGACUGAGAGGAGUUUGUGGGAAUGCCCUGCACUCCCAGCCAGUGACUGUGGACACAAAGAGGAUGCAGGAGUUGUGUGCUCAGAGUACAAGGAUCUAAGACUCACUGGUGGGCUGGACCGUUGCUCGGGCCGAGUGGAAAUCCAUCGGAAUGGAUCAUGGGGAACAGUGUGUGAUACCUGCUGGGAUAAGGAAGAAGCAACUAUGGCCUGCAAGAUGUUGGGCUGUGGGGGUGUAAAACAAUUCAAGUACUUUCAGCCAAAAUUCAUGCACACAAAUGAAACACGUUGGUAUUUUCAGUGUGGAAAGGAGCACAACAUCCUGUGGGAUUGUAAAGAAUAUUCUGGAAUCAAAUUCAUUUUGUGCAAGGAUACAGCUGCUGCAGGACUGAUUUGUAACGGCUCUCUUGGACUGCCUUUGUCUACCAGUCCAAACCCAAGUCCAGCCAUGGAAACUACACAAAUGACUCCAACAGUACAUGAGUUCAUGUCUCUGGAAUUACUGGCCUGUAUUUUACUCUCCGGCGCUCUUUUGAUUGCAAUUGUUGUGAAUAUCAUCCUGUGCUGCUCUGCAAAAAAAAGAAAAGGUCACACAGUUGAGCAGCAAUUUACCAAUCUCCAAAACACCCCACAGGUGGAAGAUAACACAUACAGAGAUUCAGUGCACCUUGUUAAACUAACCAACAGUGAGAACAACCACAACACCCAGAUUAUGCCACCACCAAUGUGGACUCAGAGUAGUGUUGAGAGUGACACAGACUAUGAACCAAGUGAGUGCUCCCAAAGUGGACCCUUUCCCCUCUCCACCUUCCGCAAUUCUAUGCGAUACAUGCCUGAUAGACAAACGUCACCUAGGAAUGAAACACGCCUGCAGAUUCUGACUGAGGAGGUGGAUUCAUUUGAGUCAUCCAGCACUUCUUCUGGGGAAAUUUAUGAAAAUACAGGCCAAAAUGUUGCAGGUCUCCUGAAUGAUUACACAAAUACCGGAGAGGAUAGAAGUGACCUGCAAUGUGGAGGGAUGAAUAUGGAAUCGAGUGAUGGAGAAGAUCCUAUUUACUCUCCUGUGACUGCUGAAACGGAGUCUUACAAUUUUGACAAUGACGACUAUGAUGACGUUGCUCACUUGACACAGACACCAAUGAUGUGACCCAGAUCUACAGCUUUCCUUUUUUAUAUUCAAUCCUGAAUUAGUUAGUAAAUAACUGACAACCUGAGAAGAUGCUGAUACACUUUUUAAACUCAUUUUUUACUUCUGUUUUAUUAAUGUGUUUAAACCUUCA